This is a messenger RNA of Alligator mississippiensis (American alligator), 3336 nucleotides long. RefSeq names its product UTP23 small subunit processome component (gene UTP23). The transcript is spliced from 4 exons. Gene Ontology annotation, cellular component: small-subunit processome; nucleolus. Gene Ontology annotation, molecular function: small ribosomal subunit rRNA binding. The record is from RefSeq and is a predicted model, not a curated record. The coding region runs from base 91 to 822 and encodes 243 amino acids. NCBI's taxonomy places the organism in Eukaryota, Metazoa, Chordata, Crocodylia, Alligatoridae.
UGCGCAUGCGGGAGGAUGUCAGGGGCCGCGUUCUCCUUCCGGGCAAGCGGUGGUUUUGCUUCCGGGUGAGGCCGGCCCCGCGCCGCCGCCAUGAAGAUCACGCGGCAGAAGCACGCCAAGAAGCACGUGGGCUUCUACAAGUACAACUUCCAGGUCCGGGAGCCCUUCCAGGUGCUGCUGGACGGCACCUUCUGCCAGGCCGCGCUGCGCAACAAGAUCCAGAUCCGCGAGCAGCUGCCCGGCUACCUGGGGGGCGCCACGCAGCUCUGCACCACGCGAUGCGUUCUAAAAGAAUUAGAAUCACUGGGGAAGGAACUAUAUGGAGCAAAAUUAAUUGCCCAGAGAUUUCAGGUUCGACACUGUUCUCACUUCGAAGAUCCAGUAAGUGGUUCUGCAUGUCUUCUAUCCAUGAUUCAGGAUGGCAAUCCACAUCACUAUUUUAUUGCUACACAGGACCAAGAUUUGGCAAAAAAAGUGAAGAAAAAGCCUGGAGUUCCUCUGCUCUUUAUUAUUCAGAACACUAUAGUACUUGACAAACCAUCUCCAAAAUCUCUGGCAUUUGUUCAAGCAGUUCAAGCAAAUCAGCUUGUUCCAGAGCACCAGAAACAAAGUCUUAAACAACUCAAAGAGAAAGAGGGACUAGGAAAGGAAGAAAAGGAAAAAAGAAAACGUAAGAGGGUGGGUGGUCCCAAUCCCCUCAGCUGCCUGAAGAAGAAGAAAAAAGUGCAAGAGACUAAGCAGCCUCCUGCUGCAAAGAAGAAACGAAAAAGAAAACGAAGCCGGGCUAAACCGCAGCCAGUGCAACAGUGCGCAGAAGCAUAAAGCUGUCCUUAUAAACCGUGCAGGACUUCAGUGUUGCUUGAAUUUUUGUAAAGAUUCUUUUUGCACAAAAAUAAUAUGAAAAUAACUGUGUGUUUGUACUGAACCAUAUUUUUAUGAAAAAAGUAAUACCCUUCCUUGGGAAACAAACACUGUGAGGACAUGUGCUGUGUUGUUUUCUGUACCUCUUAACUAGUUCAUUCAUGCCAUGAGAAAAAAAGACUAAUAAUAUGAAAUCCAUUGCUCAAAGAUUUUCCCAUUGCAAAGUAUGAAGUCAGAGUUAAAUUUCUUGCAUUUAUAAGUGCAAUUGUAUGUUUCAGAACAGGCUGGAUCCAAGUUGACCCUUCAGGUGUCUCCAGUUGGGCAUUGCCAUGUCUUGAAAGGGUUGAUCCUAAUUGAAAGGGUUAAGUCUCUAGAUAUUCCUACUCACUGGCCAUGUCCACAUGAGAUGCUUACUGCUCAGUAGCAUUACAUGGCAGAAACCACAUGAAGCGAUGCUACUGAGCAGCAGUCUUGGGCUAUUACACAGUCAGCGUCACAAGGCCGUUUGUCGGCACUGCUGCACAGUAACUUGGGUUACUGCACAGUCAUUUAGUACUGGUUUAUACAAGUACUAAAUGACUGCGCAAUAACAACUACACAGUCAGUGUCUUUUGUAUAUCAAGCCACUAUAUAGGAACCCCAGGUGCCUCCCAAGAGCAAUCUAGUAACUGUGCCUAGAUGCUGAGCAGGGAGGCAUGUUGAAUGAGCCCCGGGCUGUCCAACUGGCAGCCUCUGAGCUGUAUAUGGCCUUGUAAUAGGGAGCCCUAGCCCUGUUACUAUAAGACAGGUCUACCCCUUUAAGGCCAGAACUUUCUGGGCAGAGAAUGAUGGUAAGGAGGGGGUUAAAUACUGAGCCUGGCCAGCUAGUCAGCUGACCGGAAGGGGCAGGCCAGGACUAUAAAAACCCUGGGCAGAGCGGCAGUAAGGGCCGGCAGCCAAAGGGGGAAGGAGUGCAUCCUGGAGUUCCACGAGAGGCCUGUUGAGUGGUCCAAAGGCUGGAAGAGGGGACUACGGCAACCCUGAGAGACAGCAGCUGCCCCAGAAGCUGAUGGUGGGGAGCUGAAGCACGAAUCCGGCAUAAAAUGAGGUUUAGCAAACACACCAGAAUCCAGGCCUUCCUGAUCCCAGAUCAAUGCUCUCCUCCGCUGCAAUAUUAGAGACCAUCUCUACCAUCUGUGAAAAAGGCACAACAUUGCAGUUCGAAACAGCGAUGCAUUCUGCCUUUGAAAGCAACUCCUGUUUGAGAUGACCUCGAGCUCCUGGUUUGCUCAACAAGCCAGACAACUUGUUAGAGCAUUUGCUGUUGCCAUUUUAAUGCCAAAUUAAAAUGGGAAAGAGGACUAUCUUAAGAGAUUUACAACCUGUCUCCAAGUAAAACAGCACAGGGGCCCAAGCACGUCACCAUUUAAUUAGAGUCAAAUUGUUUGAAAGGAGGACUAUCUAACUGGUGGCCUGUGGGCCGCAUGCUGCUAGGGGUUAAUCUGCAGAGCCCAGGCUUCUCCUGGCUCCUGCUUCCCUGAUUGCUCUGGCUCCAGGGUCUCUAGGAUCCCUCUUCUCUGGCUUUCACUUCUUGCCCCUGUCCCAGGGGGUGGCACAGAGCAGGGUGGAGUGGCUCAGCACACAAAGCAGGAUGGAGUGGUUCAGCAGUGCCAGGGGAGCUGCAGCUGCAGAUUGGGAGUAGGGGGUUCCAGCCUGUAUGGUACAGCAGUGCAAGGAGGAGCUGCCCCCUCAUGUGCCAGAGGAGCUUGCAGCCAGGAAAGUGAGGGGAGGGCAUAGCCCCCACAGUACACGGUCCUUGCAGUUUACAGCCCCCAGCUGUUAAGUUGGAAAGCCCUGUUUUAAAGCAUUGACUGUCCAAGGCUAUGAUAUGAUGUCCCAUCAUGCGUAAAGCUAUUGUAAAGGGUUUAGCAGACUUGGUCAUGCCUUCCGGGUAGAUAGGGCCCUAACAGCAACUUUGAAUAAAGAUGAACAUUCUGGGACACCGAAUGGUUUUUAUAAGAACAGAAAACCAAAGCAGUAAAACAGGAACUGCAGAGGAAAGGUUUGGAGGGUCCUGUUGUCUCAAAAUAAAUGUAUAGAUCCCUUUUUUCAGCAGGUACCUUGAUAAAUAUUAAAGAACAAAAAUGAGUAACCAUACUUUUAGGCUAUCAUACAUUAUGUCUUGUACAAAUUAUCAGGAGAAUAAAACAAUAGGACAACAGCUACGGUCUACACAGUGUUAAUACUGAAUAUGGGGGAAAGAAUUUGUAUAUCUAGGCAAUGAAAGAUAUUUAGCCAAUUCAACUGGCUGGAUUUAUAUGUUGGUGUGAUGUGAUAUUGUACGAUAAAUCAUUCCCUGAGCAGCUGUUAACAACACUAAAUAGAUGAGUUAAUUAGGAGAACUGGAACCUGUGAUGUUUAUGAAUCAUUAAAGUAAAUACGAAUAUGGUAUGACUUGAAAAAUAAAUACAUUCUGGUUGUGUGUGUGUGUGGUAA